AUGGCGCGCGGCGAGCACCACCACAGCCACCACUGGCUGGACGCCAAGCAAGACCCGAUGGCGGCGGCGGCGCGCAGCUUCGACCACCGCGGCAUGCGCUUCCCGCUCGUGAGCGCCGGCAAGGCCGCGGACGAGGGGAGCCGCCUGCGCAAGCUCACGUCGCUCUCGUACCUGAGCGGCAAGCUGCGCGGCAUGUUCCACCGCGAGCACCGCGACACGAUCGUGUGCGAGGACGACGAGCUGAGCCCCGCCGCCGCCGGCGACAGCAGCAGCAGCAAGCGCAACAUCUACGACAUCAUCCGCCGCACGCACACGGGCACGGGCUUCGACCACCUGGCCAAGUUCAGCGACGCCGUGCCCAGCGCGCGCCCGGCCUUCUCGCAGAGCGUGUCGCUGCCUGCUGAGCCCCACGAGCCCAGCAAGGAGCAGCGCUGGUGCACCAACUGCUCCAAGUGCUUCCAGCGCGGCCUCAGCCGCUUCGACCAGUACUGCGGCCUCGACUGCAAGACGGCGCACCGGCUGCGCCAGUCCGCGUGA
Phytophthora sojae is the source of this 537-nucleotide messenger RNA. RefSeq lists its product as hypothetical. The coding region runs from base 1 to 537 and encodes 178 amino acids. The transcript has a single exon. The record is from RefSeq and is a predicted model, not a curated record. NCBI's taxonomy places the organism in Eukaryota, Oomycota, Peronosporomycetes, Peronosporales, Peronosporaceae.